GACGGCAGAAGUUCGGGACUGGGUAAGAGGAGCAGAAAUUUGCCCAGCAGAAGUUGCUCUGAAUCAGAGCUCUACAUCCACCAUGUUGCCCUGUGGACCAGCUUUGUCCUUUGUUCGAUGUCUGGUGCGGAAGAAGAACGUGAGCGGCGACAGCCUUGAGGACUCCAAGUUGUGCCGCUGCCUAUCGACAGUGGACCUUAUCGCCCUGGGAGUAGGAAGUACCCUUGGUGCUGGUGUUUAUGUCCUUGCUGGAGAAGUAGCCAAAUCUGAUUCUGGACCUAGCAUCGUUGUUUCUUUCCUCAUUGCUGCGUUGGCAUCUGUGAUGGCAGGUCUCUGCUACGCUGAGUUUGGUGCUCGCGUUCCCAAGACUGGUUCUGCGUAUUUGUAUACUUACGUAACUGUCGGUGAACUGUGGGCUUUUAUCACUGGUUGGAAUCUCAUUUUAUCCUAUGUUAUAGGUACAUCAAGCGUAGCAAGAGCCUGGAGUGGCACCUUUGAUGAACUUCUUGGGAAACAGAUUGGUCAUUUCUUCAGAACCUACUUCAAAAUGAAUUACUCUGGGCUAGCAGAGUAUCCUGACUUCUUUGCUGUAUUCCUUAUAUUGCUUUUAUCAGGUCUGCUAUCCUUUGGAGUAAAAGAAUCUGCAUGGGUGAAUAAAAUUUUCACUGCUAUUAACAUCUUGGUCCUACUCUUCGUUAUGAUUUCUGGUUUUGUGAAAGGAGAUGCUGACAACUGGAAAAUAAGUGAAGACUAUCUCAUAAACCUUACUGCAGUAACAGAAAAUCGCUCAUCCUAUGAGAAUGUGACAAGUAUAUAUGGGAGCGGUGGCUUUAUGCCAUAUGGUUUCACAGGAACUUUGGCUGGUGCUGCAACCUGUUUUUAUGCUUUUGUAGGAUUUGACUGCAUUGCAACAACCGGAGAAGAGGUCAAGAAUCCUCAGAAAGCCAUACCCAUAGGAAUUGUGGUGUCCCUGCUUGUCUGCUUCAUGGCCUAUUUUGGAGUUUCAGCUGCACUGACACUCAUGAUGCCAUACUGUCUACUAGAUGAGAAAAGUCCUUUGCCAGUAGCAUUUGAAUACGUUGGAUGGGGUCCUGCAAAAUACGUUGUAGCAGUGGGAUCCCUCUGUGCUUUAUCCACAAGUCUUCUCGGCUCUAUGUUCCCUUUGCCCCGAAUUCUGUUUGCCAUGGCACGUGAUGGUUUACUCUUUAGUUUUCUUGCCAAAGUGAGUAAGAGGCAGGCACCAGUUUCUGCCACCUUGACAGCAGGGGUCAUCUCUGCCAUAAUGGCAUUUCUGUUUGACCUAAAGGCUUUAGUGGACAUGAUGUCUAUUGGUACACUUCUUGCUUAUUCACUUGUGGCAACCUGUGUCCUCAUUCUUAGGUACCAACCCAGUUUAACCUAUGAGCAACCAAAAUAUUCUCCAGAGAAAGCAGCUUUGGCUGCAUCUGAAAGGGAAUCUGCAGUAAGUGAAUCACAGAUAAAUAUGAUACAAGAGAAUCACUUCAGUCUUCAGGCCUUGAUUAAUCCAUCCAGUUUACCUACCGAGCAGACUGCAACUACCGUUAACUUUUUGGUGGGUCUCUUGGCUUUCUUGGUUUGUGGCUUGAGUGUCCUCACUACUUAUGGGAUUGAUUUCAUUGCUAACUUGGAGCCCUGGAGUAUUGGCCUUCUUGCUGUACUGGUGGUGUCCUUCAUAGUUACCAUUCUCCUCAUCCAAAGGCAGCCUCAGAACCAGCAGAAAGUGGCCUUUAUGGUUCCACUAUUGCCAUUUUUGCCAUCAUUCAGUAUCCUGGUAAAUAUUUACUUGAUGGUACAAUUAAGUGGAGACACUUGGAUCAGAUUUAGCUUCUGGAUGGCACUUGGCUUCCUCAUUUACUUUGGUUAUGGCAUCAGGCACAGUCUUGAAGGCCAUCGUAGUGAUGGAGAUGACGAUUCUUGCUCAGAAAAUAGUGGGCUGCAAGAAAAGAACCCUGUGGAAGAAGUGGAUGAACCUGAAAAUGCAAAUGAAAGUGAUCAAUUUCUUGCACAUGAGAGGACAAGUGAAUGUUAA
Charadrius vociferus (killdeer) is the source of this 2050-nucleotide messenger RNA. RefSeq names its product solute carrier family 7 (cationic amino acid transporter, y+ system), member 2 (gene SLC7A2). The transcript is spliced from 12 exons. The record is from RefSeq and is a predicted model, not a curated record. Gene Ontology annotation, molecular function: amino acid transmembrane transporter activity. Gene Ontology annotation, biological process: amino acid transport; transmembrane transport. Gene Ontology annotation, cellular component: plasma membrane. NCBI's taxonomy places the organism in Eukaryota, Metazoa, Chordata, Aves, Charadriiformes, Charadriidae. Bases 83 to 2050 code for a protein of 655 amino acids.